AAGGGAGAUCUAUGGCCGUGUCUAGGCUUCUUCACACUUUCUAGAAGCCUGUGUGCAUGGUCAAUUGAUGAACCAGUUCCAUCUCACCCAAAUUCACAAUCCAACAUGGAGAAACUUGUCGAAAAUGGCGACGGUCAAUUGACCAUCCAAAACUUAUCCCCGCCUGCAAAGCGAGCACCGACUGGAAUCCUGACCAAACAACAGAAGGAGGAACAGAAACAUCUGGCUGAGGCCCGCAAAAAGUACGGAAGAGGUCGUCCGGUGCGGAUCAACGAGGUGAAAGACAAGAAGCUGCGUGCCAACCUCAAACGCAUUGAGAACAAAUACCGCUCCGCCGUCUUACAUGCUAAAGAUGCGGAAAUUCUGUAUGAGAACACCGAGGGUUUCUUGCAGCCAGAGACGGAGCUUGAAAAGACAUACAAAGUUCGACAAGACGAUAUCCUGAGCGCAGUCGGUGUUCAGCAGGCCAAAAAGUCAAUCGAAUUCAAAUUAGAUUUGGGCCCCUACACAGCCAACUAUACCCGCAAUGGACGAAGUCUGCUCCUGGCGGGACAGAAAGGACACAUUGCCACAUGUGACUGGCGAGACGGCAAGCCAGGUUGUGAACUACAUUUGAACGAGACAGUAAGAGAUGCGAAAUGGCUCCACAACGACCAAUACUUUGCAGUGGCGCAGAAGAAACACACUUAUAUCUACGAUCAUGCUGGUGUCGAGAUCCAUUGUCUCCGAAAAUACGUCGAGACGACACACCUAGAGUUUCUGCCAUAUCAUUUCCUCUUGGCUGGCGUGGAGAACAGCGGGUUCCUGCGGUACACAGACACCUCGACGGGACAGAUUGUGUCCGAAUACUCGACGCGCAAGGGAGCACCGACCGCGAUGAGCCAAAACCAAUACAAUGCCAUCUUACACGUGGGACACCAAAACGGUACAGUGUCACUAUGGUCGCCCAACUCAACGACUCCACUGGUCAAAAUCCAAGCCAACGCUGGCCCUGUGCGCUCCAUCGGAAUCGACCGUUCAGGACACUACAUGUUAUGCGGCGGACAAGAUCUACGACUUAAACUCUGGGACAUCCGCGCCAUGAAAGAAAUCCACUCCUACACCACACGACAACCAGCAUCCAGCAUCUCCAUCUCCGACCGAGGCCUAGCCGCCAUCGGCACCGGCACCAGUGUGACAAUCUGGAAAGACCUCUUCACGAGCUCAAGCAACCGCGAACCCUCAAAAGUCCAAUCCCCCUACCUCAGCUGGGGCAACGACGGCCUUCGAAUGGAACGUGUCGAAUUCUGUCCUUACGACGACAUCCUCGGCAUUUCACACGCACAGGGGUUCAGUAGCAUCAUUGUCCCCGGCGCAGGCGAACCUAAUUACGAUGCUUUGGAAGCCAAUCCCUACGAAACCACCAAACAACGCCAGGAAACUGAAGUGCAAUCACUCCUCACUAAACUCCAACCGGAGACUAUUGCAUUGGAUCCUCAUUUCAUUGGUAAUUUGGAUGUUCGGAGCGCCGAGCAGCGUGCGCGUCAGAAGGAUCUGGAUGCCCCGCCGCUGGAUCCGUUGGCCAAGUUGAAGGAUAAGAAUCGUAUGAGAGGGAAGAAUAGUGCGUUGAGAAGACAUUUGAGGAAGAAGGGAGGAAAGAAUAUUAUUGAUGAGAAGAGGUUGAGGUUGGAGGAGAUGAAGAAGGAGAGGUCAGAUAGGGAUAGGUUGAGGUUGGAGAGGGAGAAGGCGGAUUUUGGCCCUGCGUUGGCGAGAUUUGCAAAGAGAGGGGUUUGAGUAUAGAAUAAAGCGAGUGUCUGGUGUUUGGGUGCGCUAUUAGAGGAAGACCAGACUAGAC
Exophiala mesophila is the source of this 1834-nucleotide messenger RNA. RefSeq lists its product as uncharacterized. Gene Ontology annotation, cellular component: nucleolus; small-subunit processome; 90S preribosome. The transcript has a single exon. Gene Ontology annotation, molecular function: protein binding. Lineage: Eukaryota; Fungi; Ascomycota; Eurotiomycetes; Chaetothyriales; Herpotrichiellaceae. The record is from RefSeq and is a predicted model, not a curated record. The coding region runs from base 106 to 1773 and encodes 555 amino acids. Gene Ontology annotation, biological process: maturation of SSU-rRNA from tricistronic rRNA transcript (SSU-rRNA, 5.8S rRNA, LSU-rRNA).